Molecule: messenger RNA, 5958 nt
Organism: Eleginops maclovinus (Patagonian blennie)
Lineage: Eukaryota; Metazoa; Chordata; Actinopteri; Perciformes; Eleginopidae
Gene: ppfia1
Product: PTPRF interacting protein alpha 1
Biological process (GO): synapse organization
Cellular component (GO): presynaptic active zone
Molecular function (GO): protein binding
Source: RefSeq, a predicted model, not a curated record
UAACAGAGCUAGCUUCAGUGUGUCCCGACUGCCGAGGCUGGCAGGCAAGAGGCGACAGGGAAAGGACCGGACUUACGGACCUUUUUGGAGGAAAAAAACAAGACAACAACACCAACUCGGACAGAAACGAAAGGAUUAUAACAUUUGUAUUCGCAGUUUGGGGUUUUCCAAACGGAUCAAAGCAUCGCUAACGUUUCAAUGUGAGCUGGAAGUUUGUGAUGAUGUGGUGACGCGACGGGAAGCUAACGUUAUCUCAGCGGCUAACUUGAUAGCUGCUUGAUAGAUUAAUCACUUUUAGCAGAGCUUUUAAAACCUAUUUUAAAAUUAAUAUUUUCGAUAAUGUAAGAUAAUUAGCUAUGCGAUGUUUUACCAUGUUGUCUACUUUUAUAUGGAAUAGAAAGUAUCUUUAGAAGUUAGUACAUUUUAUCUAGCAACCGUUAGCUAUCUAGCUGGCUAGUAGCUAACGUCUGCUAGCUGUCGACUUUUAAACUGCCAAAGAAUUCUGUUUCAAACUAGCUAAAGCUAGCCGGGCUACAACUGUUUCCACGUAACCUUACCCUACCGUCACGUGUAUUUCUGUUGUGAUAUCUCAUUGCCAGCUGGUUAAACGCAAUUCUCGUUUGUUUUGAAAAGCAAAAAUAAGACUUUACUUCCAAAUCUAGAUAUGCAAUCAUCGAAGCUUACUUAAUGCUAGCUCGCUAACGUUUGGUUAGCCGGCCAAACUUGGAAAACUGCCCCUCUGCUCACUUGAUGCCGGUUUCUCUUUGAGGCCUUUAGGAAAUUAUCCCCUCUUUUUUUUCACCCAGAAGACUCUUUUGACAGCCUUAACACAUCCCAGCCUGUGAAUGGAUUUUAAUGUCUAAAGGAUAUUUGUGAAGGUUGUGAUAAUUGGAGUACCUGGACUUUGUUGACGUUUAAUUGGCAUCAUAAAGUAACGUGGAUUACGGAGGCUGUUGGAAUAACUACAUUCUUUAAAGAUGAUGUGCGAGGUGAUGCCCACCAUCAGCGAGUCAGAGGGUGGAGGCGGCCGCCGGGGCUCGGGCUCCCCGCUGCAGUCGGACUCUGAAGGUCACUUUGAGUCGCUGAUGGUGUCGAUGCUAGAGGAGAGGGAUCGUCUUCUGGACACUCUGAGAGAGACGCAGGAGAAUCUGGGCCUGACUCAGGGCAAACUGCACGAAGUCAGCCACGAAAGAGACUCCCUGCAGAGACAACUCAACACCGCUCUGCCACAGGAGUUUGCUGCACUAACAAAAGAGGUGAAUGUGUGCCGGGAGCACCUUCUGGAGAAGGAGGAGGAGAUUGCGGAGCUGAAGGCGGAGAGAAACAACACACGGCUGCUACUGGAGCACCUGGAGUGCCUGGUGUCUCGGCACGAGCGCAGCCUGAGGAUGACGGUGGUGAAGAGGCAGGCUCAGUCUCCUGCUGGCGUCUCCAGUGAGGUGGAAGUCCUCAAAGCCCUCAAGUCACUUUUUGAACACCACAAAGCCCUCGAUGAGAAGGUGAGGGAGCGACUACGUGUUGCUCUGGAAAGAUGCAGCGCAUUGGAGGAGCAGCUCACCAUGUCCCACAAAGAAUUGGCGUACCUCAGGGAGCAGAGCAGCCAGAAGAGAGGGCUGGCAGACGGGACCAGCGAGGUCAACCACAACUCUGAGAACACACCGAGCACCAACGGCAAGCGGUCGUCGGACGGCUCCCUGAGUCAGGAGGAGGAGUCGGGUCACGGGUUCGUGAAGGUCGGGGAGCUGCAGGACGUGGUCGACCGUCAGACGGCUGAUCUGGGCCAGAUGAAAGAGCGCAUGGUUGCCAUGGUUUCACGCAUCAACGAGCUGGAGGAGGACCUGGACACGGCCCGAAAGGACCUCAUCAAGUCCGAAGACGGGAACACGCGGCUGCAGAGAGACCUGAGAGAGUCCAUGGCUCAGAAGGAUGACAUGGAGGAGCGGAUCACCACCCUGGAGAAGCGCUACCUGGCGGCUCAGCGGGAGGCCACCUCCGUCCACGACCUCAACGACAAGCUGGAGAACGAAGUGGCCAACAAGGACUCGCUCUUCAGACAGACGGAGGACAGGAACCGGCAGCUGCAGGAGAAGCUGGAGCUGGCCGAGCAAAAGCUGCAGCAGACGCUCCGCAAAGCCGAGACUCUGCCGGAGGUGGAGGCCGAGCUGGCUCAGAGGGUGGCUGCCCUCACCAAGGCAGAGGAACGCCACGGCAACGUGGAGGAGAGACUGAGGCAGCACGAGGCCCAGCUGGAGGAGAAGAACCAGGAGCUGCUCAGGGCACGGCAGCGAGAGAAGAUGAACGAGGAGCACAACAAGCGUCUGUCUGAGACGGUGGAUAAGCUCCUGUCCGAGUCCAACGAGAGGCUGCAGCUGCACCUCAAAGAGAGGAUGUCUGCGCUGGAGGACAAGAACGCCCUGAUCAGAGAACUGGAGCACACCAAGAAGCUGAUCGAGGAGUCUCACCACGACAAGGAGCAGCUUCUGAUCCAGAUUGAGACGAUGAGGGCGGAGAGCGAGCAGGGGAGGAGCCGGAGCAACUCCUUACUGCACGGACGCUCCCAGCAGGGCAGCACUCCAGACUUCAGGUACCCGGUGUCGGCCUCCUCCAUGAUGGACAGUAACUCGGAUCACUACGGCAGCGCUCUGGUGCUGAGGCGGCCGCAGAAGGGACGCAUGGCAGCGAUGCGGGACGAGCCGUCAAAGGUGCAGACGCUGAAUGAGCAGGAGUGGGAGCGCAUGCAGCAGGCCAACGUCCUAGCGAAUGUGGCGCAGGCGUUCGAGAGCGACAUGGACGCCUCGGACCUAGAGGAGGACCGGGAGACCAUGUUCAGCUCCGUGGACAUGCUGUCCCCCGGGGGCCAGGCCGACGCUCAGACCCUCGCCCUCAUGCUGCAGGAACAGCUGGACGCCAUCAACAACGAGAUCAGGAUGAUCCAGGAGGAGAAGGAGAACACGGCGAUCCGGGCCGAGGAGAUCGAGUGCCGGGUCGGCAGCGGGGAGAGUCUGGGAGGACGUUUCCGCUCCAUGAGCUCCCUCCCCCCCUCUCUGUGUGCCGGCUCCUCGCUGGGCGGUUCCCCCCCAGGCUCCGGCAGCUCCACCCCCCGCCGUGUCCCCCAGCCCAACAGAGAGCUGGACCGCAUGGGGGUCAUGACCUUGCCUAGUGACCUGCGCAAGCACCGCAGGAAGUCUGCUCAGGACGAUAAAGCCACGAUCCGCUGUGAGACGUCUCCCCCCACCACGCCGCGCUCAAUGCGCCUGAACAGAGACGCCGGACACGCCGCCAGCCACGAGGACAUCAGAGACAUCCGGGGCCUGUCCGGCCUGCAGGACGGUCAGGGCAGUAACCCCAGCAGCAGCAACAGCAGCCAGGACUCCCUGAACAAAGCGGCCAAGAAGAAGAGCAUCAAGUCCUCCAUCGGACGCCUCUUCGGGAAGAAGGAGAAGGGCCGACCCAGCAUUCCCGGCAAGGACUCCCCCAGCCAAGCCGGCACACCCGAGGCGGAGGGCUCUCCUAAAGACGGUUUAGGGAUGGGCACCCUUGGGGGCCCGGCAGAGAAGAACAGGAAGCUGCAGAAGAAACAUGAGCUGCUGGAGGAGGCUCGCAUGCAGGGCCUGCCCUUCGCUCAGUGGGACGGACCCACUGUGGUGGUGUGGCUGGAGCUGUGGGUGGGCAUGCCGGCCUGGUACGUGGCGGCGUGUCGAGCCAACGUGAAGAGCGGCGCCAUCAUGUCGGCGCUGUCGGACACAGAGAUCCAGAGAGAGAUCGGGAUCAGCAACCCGCUGCACCGCCUGAAGCUGCGCCUCGCCAUCCAGGAGAUCAUGUCCCUCACCAGCCCCUCCGCGCCCCCCACCUCCAGAACGACCACAGGAAACGUUUGGGUCACUCAUGAAGAGAUGGAAAGUUUGGCAGCCACGCCUCCCACGGACGAUGACGAGGGCAGCUGGGCCCAGACGCUGGCGUACGGAGACAUGAACCACGAGUGGAUCGGGAACGAGUGGCUGCCCAGCCUGGGUUUACCUCAGUACCGCUCGUACUUCAUGGAGUCUCUGGUGGAUGCCCGUAUGCUGGACCACCUCACCAAGAAGGACCUGAGGGGGCAGCUCAAGAUGGUCGACAGCUUCCACAGGAACAGUUUCCAGUGUGGGGUGAUGUGUCUGAGGAGGCUGAACUACGACAGGAAGGACCUGGAGAGGAGGAGGGAGCACUCUCAGAUGGACCUGCAAGAGGUGAUGGUGUGGAGUAACGAGCGUGUGAUCAGCUGGGUUCAGGCCAUCGGGUUGAAGGAGUACAGCGGGAAUCUGUAUGAGAGCGGCGUCCAUGGGGCGCUGCUCGCUCUGGACGAGACCUUCGACCACAACGCCCUCGCCCUGCUGCUGCAGGUCCCCACCCAGAACAUACAGGCCAGAGCGACUCUGGAGCGUGAAUACAUCAGCCUGCUGUCCAUCGGCACAGAGAGGAGAGUGGACGAGGACGACGAUAAGAACUUCCGGCGAGCUCCGUCAUGGAGGAAGAAGUUCCGACCCAAAGACGUGAGGGGAAUGUCGCUGGGGGCGUCCGACACGCUGCCCGCUAACUUCAGAGUGGCCGGCAGCAACACAGCGUCUCCCUCCAUGCAGCCAAAGAGGAGCCAGAUGGAAGGUAACCGCUGGUCCGAGGAUGAAGGGGAGUUCCCCGCAUACAAGACCCGGAUGAUGAACUGAAAUGGACACUAAAAAUGUUUUUCGUCACAGAGACUUACUCACCGAUCUCAGUAUCCCUAGAGGAGACGUUUUAGACAUUUGUUAUUCUAUAUUUAUGUAAACCAAUGGGACAUUUAAUUGAUUUUAGAAUUACUAUGUAAUCCUUUCUUUUUCCCUCUUUAAUCAACCCACUUUUUAAACAAUUGUACCCACUGUGCCCGUAUUAAGCUCAGAUGUAACUGAAUGUGUCUGGAGUUUGUAUAUUUCUACCAACAGACGUUUUAUCUAAUCUUUUUAUAAUCCUGAUCCUAUUGACCAGAUGUAUGUUUUUUUUUUCCUCAUUGAUUUCUAAUCAAUUUAUGCUUAAGUGACUUUGAUAUAUGAUAAUUCAUAUCCGCUUUUUUUUUUUUUAGCUGUUGUCAUUUUUGUAGCUUAUCUCCUGUGUAAAAGCAGCUCUUUAGGAUGUGUGGAUAUCCGAAUAAUGGCUGGAGUUUCACACACUUUGCUCGACACUGUGAGUCGCCCUUCGCCGUUUGAAUAACUGCUGGCAAGCCGAGGCGACGGCGGCGACACAUAUCAUGUGAAACACAGAGUAUAUUUUCCUUUAUUUUCCAUAUCUGCAAAACCAAAAUGAAACUCUUGAAUUUUAAAAGCCAUAUAACCGUAGCGUUAAAAAAAACAAAAACAAGAGGGCUUCUAUCGGAUGCAACAGAAUUCCAGGUUUUCUAUAGUCGACUUUGCAUGCAGAAACUACUCCACUUUACCCCACCCAGCGCGCCCCUUUAAUAAACCCCCCCCACACCUCUGGAGGAACACACCAAUGCAGAAGGACUUGGGUGGAAACUCUUUCGAUGGACCAACUUCACUGAAGCCUCAGUCAAACCUUUUUUUUUUUUUAACACUUUGUACGAAGAUUUCAUAUCAAGCCUUAUUGUUUCUAAACUCCUCUUUCUGUCGUCUGUUCUUAUUUAUUAUUACUCGCCCACAUCGUGUUUCCUCAGUUUGAAUGUCUCUCAACACAGGUUCCAACAUUUGCUUGUUUUAUUCGAGGCGAAUGAGAGGAGCUGACGUUUUCUUACAUGUAGUCAAAGCUUAAAGUAGUUUGUGAUUUUAGUCGUUCAUUCAUGCACAAUGCAAAUCAUGUUGCUGUUGUUUUGUUCCCGCUCUCCUCCCGUUGAAUCUUCUGAUCUUGUAACAAUGAUGUACAGUCUGAGUACUUAUAAACUAUUUUUAUCACAAUAUUAUUUAUUGCUUACUUUCAAUAAAAUACUGAAACUCA